AUGGAUAUUGUGGAGAGCAGCAUCUGAUUACACGCCAGUAGGCAUCGGAGGGGGAGGACAGUUAUCCGCAGUAGAAACAGGUUUUCGUUCUCCCUCCGAGGAACAAACAUUUUACUUUAGAUUCCCACUUCUUCCGCUGGGAGUGGAACUUUCUUUUCUUUCACCGAACCCGAACCAGCGGUUCUCUUCUGAGUUUCUUGCAUGCGGGUCGGAUCGUCUCCUUAAUGGCUGAAGGGAGCCGACGGGUGACCGCGGAGUAAACUCGCAGGAUGUCGCAGUUCGUGGAGGCGUAAAUGCGGACGGUAGCUGCUGUGUUUUAAAACAAAUAUCAGUGUUUGGGCCCGACGGGAAGAGCGGCUGCAGCUUCAGGAGGGCUCUGCUUUUCGUUUGCUCCUCAAGGUCGGAGUGAAACAGGCUAGAGGAGACAAAGGCAGUCUUCUGUUUGGACAUCUGUCCAUCUCUGUUUUCGUCUCUGAAAAGUCUCUUCUGCAGCCGCCAUCAUUCUGUGCUGUAAGGCCGACCCCAGCAUGUCUUCUAAUGGAGACCUCAGCGAUCUCGGGAGCUCUGACAGCUUCUGGGAGCCGGGGAACUAUAAAAGGACGGUGAAGCGCAUCGAUGACGGCCACCGACUGUGUAACGAGCUCGUCAGCUGCUUCCAGGAGAGAGCCAAGAUAGAAAAAAGUUACGCUCUUCAGCUGAGUGACUGGGCCAAGAGGUGGCGGGGCGUGGUGGAAAAAGGGCCUCAGUAUGGCACCCUGGAGAAGGCGUGGCAUGCCUUCAUGCAGGCGGCCGACCGCCUGAGCGAGCUGCAUAUGGAGCUGCGAGAGCGGCUGGCGGAUGAGGACAGUGAAAAGGUUCGAAACUGGCAGAAGGAUGCCUUCCACAAGCAGAUGAUGGGAGGCUUCAGGGAGACCAAGGAUGCAGAUGACGGCUUCCGCAAAGCUCAGAAACCCUGGGUUCGCAAACUGAAAGAGGUGGAGUCCAGUAAGAAGAGUUAUCACCAGACCAGGAAGGAGGAAUGGACAGCAGUUACCAGGGAAACCCACGCCAAGGCCGACCCAACCAAGUCUCAGGAGGAAGUCCGCAAAUACACGGGCCGGGUGGAGCGCUACAGCCAGGACGCCGAGAAAGCGAAGGAGCGCUACAUGAAGGCUCUGGAGGAGCUGAACCGCUGCAACCCUCGCUACAUGGAGGACAUGGAGCAGGUGUUUGACCUCACCCAGGAGGCUGAACGCAAGAGGCUGCGCUUCUUCAAAGACGUCCUGUUGGACAUUCAUGUCCACCUUGACCUGUCUGCCAAAGAAAGCUUCAAAGACUUGUACCGGGACCUGGGUCAGACUAUCCGAGCAGCCAACGACACUGAAGACCUCAGAUGGUGGAGAAACACCCACGGACCAGGCAUGAGCAUGAACUGGCCUCAGUUUGAGGAGUGGUCUCCAGAGGCAAGCCGCUCCAUCAGCAGGAAGGAACGAGGAGGAAACUCAGAGGAAAAUGUGGUCACCCUAACAAACAUCGUCUCCUCAGGUGGAGGCAACGUCCCACCCAGUCCUAUCACCACGGAUACCAGCAGGAUGAAAGAUUCCUCAUCGGACUGGUCAGAUGAGGAGAGUCCAAAAAAGGCGUUGGCUGUGAACGGUGUGGGGGAGGCAGAGGAUGAGGAGCAGGUAGCGGGGGUGCUGGUCCGAGCGCUGUAUGAUUACUCUGGCCAGGAAGCUGAUGAGCUCAGCUUUAAAGCAGGUGAAGAGCUGCUGAAGCUCGGAGAGGAGGAUGAGCAGGGCUGGUGUAAAGGACGGCUGAACAGCGGCCAGGUCGGUCUCUAUCCCGCCAACUACGUCCAGGUCAUCGCUUCCUGAUGCCCCGCCCUCUCUGCUCACCCAGCCAAUGACAAAACUUCACUCAACAUGUCAGGAUCUGUCAGUCAGUGCUGACCUGGAGACGAAGACUCUGCCAAACCAGAAGGUUUUUGGGUUACUGACUCUGAAGCUCUUCACCAUUUUUUUUUCCUUCUAUUUGAGAGACAUUUUGAAAACCAACCAGAGCACAAUUUCCCUUGUGAAAGGCUGUUUACACAGCCUCCAAUAUCACAUUUGUUUGAUAGAGAGAAGCUACAGGACGACUAAUCCAGAGACUGCCAGUACAGACAGCAGACUGUAGAAAAACAUGGAUGUAUUCUGGCGCAGCACUAGCUGAUUCUAAAGAGUAACAUUUAUUCUAAGACUGGAUUUUGGGUUUCUAUUUGCUGCCAUUCUUUUUUUUUUUUUUUUUUUUUUUUUAGAAUAAUCAGAAAAUAUCUAAUCAAAGUAGACGUGGUGGAGUUGUAGGAAGUUGUGACGAGAAACGGUGAUUAACUCUGACAAGGCUGCCAAGUCUAUCAGGCAAACAUACCCCAAAACAUCCUUUUUUAAAAUUUUUAUUCAUGUUUUUUUUUUCUUCUUAAACAACUAGUUUGACAUUUUGGAGGAUGUCUUAUAAAGUUAGAUAAAAAUGUUGGUACAAUUCUUAGAUUUCUUCUGACGCUAAGGCUAGCGGCUGCUUUGCUUUGCUGGACUGCAUGUCCAAUUUCCUGUAUUUAUGCUAAGCUAAUCAGCUGCUAGCAAUAACUUUGACAUAUUUGAAAAGUAUUAAGCUUUGAUUCUAAUUUUAUUCAAGACAGCAUGCAUUCCCAUUUCCCAAACUUUAAACCUGCAUCCCUCAUGUCAUCUAGUCUUACUUUUCCUAUAUCAGGUAACCUAGUGGCCAUUAGAGGAACUGCAGGUUCACAGUUUUCCUCGCUCAGUUGUGGUGGUCGCCACAUUGCUACCUGAGAUGAAGAGCUCAAUGACGGACUGUCCGUGCCUUAGCUGAUGAGGCUAGAAGUGUGCAGCGCUGAGGGAUUUCAGCCCAGAAACGUCCAACGCCGCCCUGCUGUCUGGCUGAGGGAUUGCAGACCAGAAAUGUGAAGCACUCUCCUGAUGUCUGGCAGGAAUUACAGCUGAAUUCUGGGUAAUGACCUGCUGAUAACCACCAGCAUGAAUCCAGUGGAAACCAGUAGAUCUUCUGCUACCUGGACAUUAACUGGCUUUCAUAUUUCCAACCAGUUCAGUUUGAAAUCUGUGUGCUUCUGUUUUUUUAGAUUUUUUUUUCUUCUUUAGAUGUGAGGUUGUUUCUUAACUCCCCCCUCCCUCCCCCCUUUUAUGUGAUAGAUAUUUAUCUUUAACCAAUCCUGAAUCUGGGAACUGUUGAUAUCUGUUAAUAUAUAAUUUUUUAAGAUUAGAAUUUUUCCAGCAUUAACUAUUAAUUUUCCUCCUAAUUUAGUAAUCCUUCACCUGAACUUGGCCAGGAAAGUAAUUUUGGACUGUUGGGUCAUUUAACCUGUGGGAGCAGUUUUUGUCUAAUGUGGCUGUGAUCAUGAGACAUGCAUCUCGGUCUCUUAAAGUAGGUUUAAAACUUUUAUCUGCCUGUUUUUCUUUUCCCCUUUUUUCUCUUUUGUUUUGUUCCUUUCUCCAACUUAGGAAUCUGUCUGUGAGGGAGCUUCCUCUGACUUGCUGAUCUGAGCAUUGCUACAUCUAAUCUUCAUUGUCAUUUAAUUAAUAAGAAAUUUAAGAAAAUUUAAAGCUUCUGUCUCGCUCCUUGAUUCUUUUUCUUUUUUCAAAUGUAACAUAUGGGACGUAAAGAGGGAUGCAAAAAUAAAGAGCUUUUUGCAUUUGGA
Messenger RNA from Melanotaenia boesemani (Boeseman's rainbowfish), 3688 nucleotides. RefSeq names its product protein kinase C and casein kinase substrate in neurons 3 (gene pacsin3). Gene Ontology annotation, molecular function: protein binding; phospholipid binding. Gene Ontology annotation, biological process: plasma membrane tubulation; regulation of endocytosis; cytoskeleton organization. The record is from RefSeq and is a predicted model, not a curated record. Lineage: Eukaryota; Metazoa; Chordata; Actinopteri; Atheriniformes; Melanotaeniidae. Bases 528 to 1853 code for a protein of 441 amino acids. The transcript has 11 exons. Gene Ontology annotation, cellular component: endosome; plasma membrane; cytoplasm.